This is a messenger RNA of Pseudophryne corroboree (corroboree frog), 2965 nucleotides long. It is a transcript of the gene GMPS, whose product is annotated as guanine monophosphate synthase. Gene Ontology annotation, cellular component: cytosol. Gene Ontology annotation, molecular function: GMP synthase activity; GMP synthase (glutamine-hydrolyzing) activity; ATP binding. The transcript is spliced from 17 exons. The record is from RefSeq and is a predicted model, not a curated record. Gene Ontology annotation, biological process: GMP biosynthetic process. Bases 407 to 2470 code for a protein of 687 amino acids. Lineage: Eukaryota; Metazoa; Chordata; Amphibia; Anura; Myobatrachidae.
CUACCAAGAGCGAAUGUGUGCCUCCCGGAUGUAAAAUGGCGCCCCGGGUGUCAGUAGUCGGUCUCAUGGCCGUUGUUCACUAGGGUUCCCCCUGGCGUUGGAAAAGCAGGAGGCGGGGAGACUGCGGAUCACACACUCGCCACCACCAUUCUAUCCGGCGCCAAAGCCGAGCUCCCACACAGCCAUCCCCCCAAGCUGCCGCCGCUCACCCCGCGGCCACCCAUGGCUCUGUGUAACGGAGACUCCAAGACCAGUCUGGACUAACACCCCUCCAGCUCAUAGGCAUUUGUACAUGCAAAUCAUGUGCAUGCACAUCAUCUAGAACCUUGUGCCACAGCUGCAUUUAGUGGCACUGUCAGACCUGCAGUGGAUGGUAUAACACAUCCAUAAAUUCAUCCUGACGAUAAUGGCCAAGCUGGUCAAAGCAGAAACUGACACAAAGGAUGGGCAGCAUCACUAUGAAGGGGCUGUAGUGAUUCUAGAUGCUGGGGCACAGUAUGGAAAAGUCAUAGACCGCCGUGUUCGCGAGUUCUUUGUGCAGUCUGAAAUCUAUCCACUGGAAACACCAGCGUUUGCCAUCAGAGAACAAGGAUUCCGGGCUAUUAUUAUAUCAGGAGGACCAAACUCUGUGUAUGCAGAAGAUGCUCCUUGGUUUGAUUCUGCUAUAUUUACAAUUGGCAAGCCAGUUCUUGGGAUCUGUUAUGGCAUGCAAAUGAUGAAUAAAGUAUUUGGAGGAAGUGUCCAUAAGAAAAAUGUGAGGGAAGAUGGAGUGUUCAGUAUCAGCAUUGAUAAUUCAUGUUCUUUGUUCAGGGGGCUGCAGAAGGAGGAGGUCGUGUUGUUGACACAUGGAGACAGUGUAGACAAAGUAGCUGAUGGAUUCAAGGUAGUUGCACAGUCCGGUAACAUAGUAGCAGGAAUAGCAAAUGAGUCCAAAAAGCUUUAUGGGGUACAGUUCCACCCAGAAGUGGGCCUGACAGAGAAUGGCAAAGUCAUGUUGAAAAAUUUUUUGUACGAUGUUGCGGGAUGCAGUGGUACUUUUACCGUACAGAACAGAGAAAUUGAAUGUAUACGAGAAAUCAAGGAGAAAGUUGGCUCGUUGAAGGUCUUGGUGCUACUGAGUGGUGGCGUUGAUUCUACAGUCUGCACAGCUCUUUUGAACAAAGCCUUAAAUCAAGAUCAAGUUAUUGCUGUGCACAUAGACAAUGGUUUCAUGCGCAAAAGGGAGAGUCAGUCUGUAGAGGAAGCCCUGAAAAAACUGGGAAUCCAAGUCAAAGUUGUGAACGCAGCACAUUCAUUUUAUAACGGAACAACAACGCUGCCAAUAUCCGAUGAGGAUAGAACACCACGUAAAAGAAUCAGCAAGACCCUUAACAUGACUACAAACCCUGAGGAGAAGAGGAAAAUUAUUGGGGACACGUUUGUGAAGAUUGCAAAUGAGGUCAUUGGUGAAAUGAACCUUAACCCUGAAGAGGUAUUUCUUGCACAAGGAACAUUGCGACCAGAUUUGAUUGAAAGUGCGUCUGUGAUUGUCAGUGUUAAAGCCGAAGUUAUAAAAACUCAUCACAAUGACACAGAGCUCAUCAGAAAGCUGAGGGAAGAGGGUAAAGUAAUAGAACCAUUAAAAGAUUUUCAUAAGGAUGAAGUCAGAGUGUUGGGGCGAGAGCUUGGGCUGCCGGAAGAUGUUGUGUGCCGACAUCCCUUCCCUGGUCCGGGGUUAGCGAUUCGCGUUAUAUGUGCCGAAGAGCCUUACGUCUGCAAAGACUUCCCUGAAACAAACAACAUAUUAAAAAUAGUUUCAGAUUAUUCAGCAAGUGUUAAAAAGCCUCAUACACUCCUACAAAGAGUCAAAGCCUGCACUACAGAAGAGGACCAGGAGAAGCUGAUGCAGAUCACUAGUCUACAUUCACUGAAUGCCUUUUUGUUGCCUAUUAAGACAGUCGGAGUGCAGGGUGACUGUCGUUCUUACAGCUAUGUGUGUGGUAUCUCUAGUAAGGAUGCCCCACACUGGGAGUCCCUCAUGUACUUAGCCAGACUAAUCCCACGAAUGUGCCACAAUGUUAACAGAGUUGUAUAUGUGUUUGGACCACCAGUGAAAGAACCUCCUACUGAUGUUACUCCUACCUUUCUAACAACAGGAGUACUUAGCACAUUACGUCAAGCUGACUUUGAGGCCCAUAAUAUUCUGAGAGAGUCUGGUUAUGCCGGCAAAAUAAGCCAGAUGCCAGUCAUACUGACACCACUUCAUUUUGAUCGUGAUCCCUUACAAAAGCAGCCGUCCUGUCAAAGGUCUGUGGUCAUCCGCACAUUUAUCACCAGCGAUUUCAUGACCGGUAUUGCUGCAACUCCAGGCAAUGAGAUUCCAGUGGAGGUUGUGUUGAAGAUGGUGACAGAAAUUAAGAAGAUACCAGGAAUCUCUCGAGUCAUGUAUGAUUUGACCUCAAAGCCACCAGGAACUACUGAAUGGGAGUAAUUAAAUGUGUUUUGAUCUGGUGUAAAAGUACUGUGUGCAGCUUGAAUUUCUAUCAGAAACCAUUCCCAGUGUUGACAUGCAGUACUGUUGUUCAAUUGACUGGAGCUGCUACUGUACGUGAUAUUUGAUUCCGUUUGCAGAGCCUGCACCCAAAGUAACCUGUUACUUUUAACGGGGCAGAGGACUUGUACGGGUAACAAUAAUGGCAGCAAUUGCCUGAGUGCAAACAACUCAUCUUGCUUUGCCUUUUGUCUUAACGGAAUCUGCCUGUUUUUCCAUGUGUUGCUGUUUUCUUUUUUUCUUUGCUUUUUUUUGUUCUCUUUUAUUUUUUAUUUUUUUUCUUAUUUUCUUUUGUAAAAUGUACAAACAAAGGCAGUUCAUUUAUAUACAUUAAUCAAAACCAUUGUAAUAGCCCAAUAAUGUAAAAUGAAAUAACUGAUGUGACCAACUGCUUUUGAACAGAUUUAUUAUAAAAUAAAUAUUUUGCCAAAUGGA